Nematostella vectensis (starlet sea anemone) is the source of this 2582-nucleotide messenger RNA. Its product is annotated as adrenocorticotropic hormone receptor. The transcript has a single exon. Bases 474 to 1418 code for a protein of 314 amino acids. Gene Ontology annotation, cellular component: membrane. Gene Ontology annotation, molecular function: G protein-coupled receptor activity. Gene Ontology annotation, biological process: G protein-coupled receptor signaling pathway. Lineage: Eukaryota; Metazoa; Cnidaria; Anthozoa; Actiniaria; Edwardsiidae. The record is from RefSeq and is a predicted model, not a curated record.
UAGCACAAUUGUUUCCUCCAGUCGAUAUUGGCAAUUUAAUCAUAAUAAUCCUCUCGAUGCUGUAAGAGCUCUGAGGUGAAAUUUAGAUCUGUAAAUGGAGUAAAAGAGUCAUUGGAGAUCCGGCAUCCAAUCAACCAACCAGAAUACAGUUUGCUUUACAUACGGUCGCCCCCGACCUAAUAUAGUCGGCGACAAGGGAAGGUGUUUUUCAAAAGAGUAUUGCACCUCCGUACUGUCGCAAUCAGGCGAAUUUCUCGCUUCGUUCACUGGCAGUGAUCUCUGAUGAUUUACAAGGACUUCUGUCACCGCUGUGUUUAAGCCAGGGACAGUAUUUAUCAGCAGACUAUUAAGCGUGGCUGUAUGUCUUUGUUGUGACUUACAGAAGUAGGGUUUAACCCAGCACGCGUGAGUUCACAGUGCAGGAAUUACAGACGGAACGCGAAGGUGACUGUCACAAAGCGCGCGUAAACAAAAUGCAUUUUCCAUUCAACGGAAGUGGAGAUUUCACAGAGAAUACCACAGUUUACAACAGUACAAACGGUUAUGGUGGAAUUCCAGGUAUCACACUCGCGGAGGAGAUCAUUCUUAUAAUUCUGAACACGUUUAGCGCAGUAAUUGGAGUUUUGGGAAACUUGGCUGUGCUUUUUGUCGUCGUCAAGUUUCGAUUCCUUGGUCGACAGCGUGCGGAGUUGUUCGUAUGCAGCCUCGCAUGCUCGGACCUGAUCGUGUGUGUGCUGGCACAACCGAUGUAUGUCCUACACCUCGCCAAGAUCCUGCCCUCGGCUCUAAGCGCGGUCAGAAGCGUCCUCACCUGGAUUGCGACCCUUGCAUCAGUGAGCAGUUUACUCGCAAUCUCCAUCGACCGGUUUUUUGCUCUGUACUAUUUGCAUCAGUACCGUGCGUGGAUUACCCCCGUCGCCGCUGGCAUCGCGGUUGGAAUCCCUUGGAUGUUUUCCAUCUCGAUUGGUGUCGCCACCGGUUUCUCUCGGGGAGCUCGCUUUUUUUCUCAGUACUAUGUGAUCAUUGUUCUUUUGGUUGUCGGGGUUGUCUAUGUUGGGAUUUUUUUCAUUGUCCGAGCGCAGUACCUUAGGAUUCGACAGGUGUCUUCGUUCCUCUCGAGCCGAAAGCCACAGAGGAUUUUCGGACGGGAAAAGAUGAUAGCGAAGUUGAUAGCAGUGGUGAUUGGGGUAUUUUACGCAUGUUAUGCGCCCUUGAUAAUUCUUCCAUUCAUGACGCAGAUUCAGCUAAGCCCUUUUGCAUGGAGAGUGUUUCCGUGGGCAAACACGCUAGCGCUUUGCAACAGUUGCAUUAACCCGUAUAUUUAUUACUGGGGAAACUGGAAGUUCAGAAGCGCAAUUAAGAAGAUUAACAUUCCCGGGAGGUUGCUGAACAGACUGAAAAAAGUUGGACAAUGUUGAGGUUGAAAUCGCAUGGCAGGCGAUCUGGACAGGAAGAAGUAAGAAUGAGAUUGAAAAAAGAACAGAUUAUCUCAUCUCACGAGGCACUUUGGCAAAGGAGAGAAGGGAAAAAUGACAGACUACCGAAGUAAACACCCGGUAUUUCCGAAAAACGUUAUCAUAAAAAAGAAGAGUACACAUUAGAAAAUAGAGAGGAGCACAGAAUGUUCGCGCACAUUUGAGGAUAAAAAAAAGACGAAUUCUUGAAAUGGUUGCCGCGCUUGAAAGAAAACGCAGUUCUUCAAUUCAAGAUUAUUUUGGAUGAACAAAUUAACCUCGUUAUAUGUAAAGAGAACCAGACCGGUGGCAUACAACACAAGGACUCUUCGUAAUAUCUCAACAUCAGGUGCUUUUUAAUACACGAUAGAAAAUCUGUCGCUCAGCACAAGAAUAUAUUUGUCAAGAACCCGACAGUAAGGUUCUAUUUAGGUAAAUAAGUGUCAGUUAGCCCUGAAACUAAACCUCAAGAUUUUAUGGCCGGAAACAGCUCAGAAAAGACGGCGAAAAAAAAUAAUAUAGACCAAUUAUUAUGUAGUUUAGCUAUAAAAAAACUCAAAUUUAAGGUGCAAAUUUCCGUUUAUUCGCAUUUCGUUUUAUAGCAAUCGAUUGCUAAAAGCCUAAAUGAAAUUUUUUACUUAAUGACUAUGACCUUUAGUUAGAUACAAAAUUUGACGAAAUUAAUUUAGUCCGAUCUGCCUAAAAUGCAAUACUUUGACAUAUAAUAUUUAAGUGUCAAGAGCAUGGUUUCCAUUACUUUUCUAGAGUACUUGACGUGGAAAGUCUCACGCUAAAUUUACAUAUUGCACGUGAAAAAUGCGCUAAUUUCGAGAAAAAAAAGUCGUUUUUUGUUACGUGAAAUUUUGAAUAAUCAGACAGCAAAGAAACACUUGCGUAAGUAGAAAUAGGGUUUAAAAUUUAGAAAAACUGCUAAUCCUUACUUAUAACAAAUUAUGAUGUCCAUGAUUUUAGCGAUUUGUCGGGUAAAACAUAAAAACAACACACUAAUAAUUAAGAACUAUAAAGAUGAGGAGGCGGGCGGCAACCAGAAUGAAAAAAAUAUAGGAUUCAUUUAAUCAACAACGGGGGAUAAUAUAAUCAGAACAAUAAAGAUGGAAACAAAACCCU